GUGAUGACAGACGAGACGGAUCCGUUCAAGGCCAUCCUCGGUGAAAUCACCCACGAUAAGCGGGAUGAAUACAGGGCCUUAGAGGUGAAUCUGCAGCAAGGUGGCCUGCUUCACGAUGACACGUCGUCGGAAAGCUCAGUUAGCUGCUGCACGACGCCAGACACAUCGGAGGACAGUGACGCGACUGAUACGGACGAUAUUGGAGGGCAUAACGAAAAGCUCGACGCUAAUUGUACCGAUGCACAGAUCCCGUUCAACAAGAUGACAGGGUUCGCGGACUCCUUCUUUGCGUCAGACGACGAAGACUCCGAAGAGGAUGACUCGCUGGAAAACGACGUCAGCGAGGAUCAGCUCCCACAAAAGAGGGACGUUUCCAAACUACCGCGCUAUCUUCAGGGACUAAUGGGCGAGGCGAACGUGUGCUUCGCGCGAGGCAGUCACGAGGAUGCCGUCAAGAUGUGCCUGGAAGUUGUGCGGCAGGCGCCCACUUCGCCGCUUCCCUACCAGACGCUCGCCAUGGUCUACGAGGAACUGCAUGAGCCCAGCCGAUCGCUGCAGUUCGCCCUGAUCGCGGCAUACGUGGGCCCACAGGAUGCGUGCGAGUGGAGCCGGUUGGCACAGCUUUGCCUGGAGCAGGGUCUCGUGCUUAAAGCAGCUUCGUGCCUCGUCAAGGCACUGCGCGCAGACCCGCGCGACUUGGAGCUGCGGCGCUGGUUAUGUGCGCUGUACGAGCAGCUGGGCGAUGAGCGCCGGGCCCUGGUUUCAUGCGCAGCCCUCGCCCGCCGAAUGGAGGAACCGGCCGAGUGCCUGCAGCUAUCGCGACGCCUCGUGGCCGUCUACCGUAAGCGGGACAACCUGGCUGGAGCUGCGCGAGUGCUCCUAAACGUCGCCACUAAGUUCCCCACGCACGUCUCCACUGGAGAUAUCACCACGCUGCUGGAGAUACAACUGACACUCAAACUGCACUCAGAGGCACUGCUACUGCUUCACAACCUCUGCGGAGUUGAGCUGCUGCCACUGCCCGAGGGGCACGAGACGAUAUCCGCAGAGCUACUCGCCGACUCCCUAGUCGCUUUUGACAGAUGCCUAGUGCCAGUUGAGCUUCCCGUUGGCAUUAGGACGAAGUUAGUGAUGUGUCUAAUACAUCUGGGCGCUCGGCACCUCGUGAUGGAUCUGGUGGGGAAGCUGCAGCACGAACUGAACCCCGAAGGGGAGGGUGGCUUUCUACUGGACGUGGCGGAGGCCUUCAUGGAUAAAGGCUUCGACCACGAUGCUCUACCUCUUCUGCGCGUCCUUGUGCGCACUCGCAACUAUGGGCGGGCGGCUGUUUGGUUCCGGUAUGCAGAAUGCCUGCAGCGACUGGGCGAAUACGGGGAGGCAACCAAGGCGUACGAACGCACGUGCGAGCUGGCACCGCGCCAUGCGCAGGCGCGCCUCUCCCUGGGCCAGUUGUUAGACGCGCAGGGGCAUCGGCAGCGUGCCAUCAGCUGCCUCGCCACAGACGCGCGACAUCUGCAGGACACCAACAACAGCACACCGGAACAGCAGCAAGACUCGGCGUCCGUGCUGCUUUGUAGGGCGCACCUACUGUGGGAGUCUGGACCGCGCGAGGCUUUCAUCGAGGCGGCUAUGAUGUUGGUGCAGGCGCACUGUCUGUCUGUUUGCACCGUCGAAGAAUACGACGCAGUGUACCUUAACACUACUCACUUGGGUCGUAUGAAGGCACUUCGCGAUCUGCAUGAGGAGCGCGGAUUCACAACAGGCUGGCUUCCAUUGGAGAGCGGUGUUUCUUUCGACGAACUGCAGGCGUGUUUCCUCGAGCUGUACCGAGCGCUGCACGAAAGCGGCCGCAUGGACGAUCUCAGGCAGGUUGCCACGGAAGUCCUCGUGUCGCCCCUGUUCAACAGGGACGCGACGAGCACUGAUGAGCUGGAGUUUCUAAGUUUUCUUGCCCAUUACCAGGACCCGUACCAUGUAGAGCACAGCUUCCCCCUUGUCCGUGCCAUGGUGCUCAAGCAUCCGGAGCAAGUACGCGCGUGGAACUUGCUGGGCCUCGUGGCGGACCAAAUGCCGGCGUACCGCAAAAAGGGCUUCUACCUCCGGCUACUCUACAAGCACGAGAACAGCGUGCCAUUGAAGCUUCUCAACGGACACAAUGCUUUCCUCUCGGCAAACUAUAGGCACGCUCUGGCCGAAUACACGGAACUGCUGAAACAGGUUGGAGAGGAGGAACCAAUGCUGCUGUUUUGCGCCGGCAUCUCUCUGGUGCACCUGGCAACCCAGAGGAUUUCAGAGAACCAUCACUGGCUGGCCACUCAGGGGAUGGCUUUCCUGGGCCGCUACCUGGUCGCGCGGGGCAGCGGUUGCCAGGAGGCUCUCUAUAACGUAGGCCGCGCUCUUCACGAGCUGGGCGUCCUGCACCUGGCGCUCCACAUGUACCAAAGGGCGCUCGCCGCACCGCCGGCUCUGCAGGAGGUGCCAGAGGUGUUCGAUCUGCGGCGGGAGAUAGCCUUCAACGUGAGCCAGCUGUACCUGCUCGGAGGCAACGUUGAACUGGCCCGGUGGUACAUCGACCGCUACUGCGUCGUUUGAAUCGGACAGCGCUGUGCGGGCUAGAAUUGCUUGCAUUUACAAAAUUCGUACUACCAUCUGCUUUGAACACUGGGAUUUGUGCACUUCCUACAUGAACACACUAUGUGAUAUUGCCAUCGAUAUGUAAGAUUUCAGCGGGUGGAGAUGAAGCCCGUUAACCAAUUUAUUCGGAAAGCAAAAGCAUGACGGGCAAAAUUUUGAUUGGCUAUUAACAGUACGCAUUUCGCAGCUUCAGUUCAAGUUGGUGUAACACAAGCGUUGAUCCUUAAAUUGUGCUUUUUGUGCAAGCUUCAAUUCCAUUAACGUUACGUUUCUUUCGCUCAAACAAUUUGUUCUCGCUAGACAUUAGUAUAGUGAUGCAAAAAGAAAAUCGAUGGCUCUCGUGCCCAUU
Molecule: messenger RNA, 2983 nt
Organism: Dermacentor andersoni
Lineage: Eukaryota; Metazoa; Arthropoda; Arachnida; Ixodida; Ixodidae
Product: general transcription factor 3C polypeptide 3-like
Biological process (GO): transcription by RNA polymerase III
Cellular component (GO): transcription factor TFIIIC complex
Molecular function (GO): protein binding
Source: RefSeq, a predicted model, not a curated record